AUGACAUCAAGAGCCAACCCGAACCCGACCCCCAAUGGAACCGCAAACGGCGAGCACAGACAGCGGGGUACACCGCCACGACCACCGCCGUCGUCGUCAAACCCCCAUAACAGCAACCACCACCCCUACUACCCAACGACGUCAUCUUCCUCCUCCAACUCAGCCUCCUUCAAAGGCUGCUGUUGCUGCCUCUUCCUACUCUUCUCAUUCCUCGCCCUCCUGGUCCUCGCCGUCGUACUCGUCAUUGUCCUCGCCGUCAAGCCCAAGAAGCCGCAGUUCGAUCUCCAGCAAGUCGGUGUACAGUACAUGGGCAUCAACUCACCCAAUCCCACCCCCGCCGCCGCCGCAACCGCCGACCCCAACCAAAACCCUACAUCCGCCUCCCUCUCGCUCAGCAUCCGCAUGCUCUUCUCCGCCGUGAACCCUAACAAGGUCGGGAUCAGGUACGGCGAGUCCAGGUUCACCGUCAUGUACCGCGGGAUCCCAUUGGGCAAGGCCUCCGUGCCCGGGUUCUUCCAGGACGCGCACACUGUACGGCAAGUCGUCGCCACCAUCUCCGUCGAUCGAGUCAAUUUGCUUCAGGCCGACGCCGCCGAUUUGAUCCGAGACGCUUCGCUCAACGACCGCGUCGAGCUCAGGGUCUUGGGUGACGUUGGCGCCAAGAUCCGCGUCUUGAACUUCGAUUCCCCUGGCGUUCAGGUGUCCGUGGAUUGUGCAAUUGUUAUAAGUCCAAGGAAGCAGUCUCUUACUUACAAGCAGUGUGGAUUUGAUGGAUUGAGUGUCUAG
This is a messenger RNA of Prunus armeniaca (apricot), 786 nucleotides long. NCBI's taxonomy places the organism in Eukaryota, Viridiplantae, Streptophyta, Magnoliopsida, Rosales, Rosaceae. The record is from the annotation of a GenBank genome assembly.